AAUAUUUUAAAAUCCUCAAUUGGUCUGCUCAAUUCAUUACUCUUAAAUCUUAAUUGUCUCUCUAAAUAGGUCGGUUGAGUUCACUUCAAAUCGCCGAGCUUAUCUAUUCGGCAAUCACUUAGGGUUUCGAUUAUUUGGAAAUGAAAUUGAAGAUCAACAAAGCCUGCGAUCUCAGUUCUAUCUCUGUCUUCCCUCCCCACGCAAGGAGAACAAAUACCAUGCCAACUGGACUGCAUGCUCAGCAGUUUCGAUCCCAGCCAUCACAGCAAUCCUUGUCACAGGGGCUCUCAUCUCAACACGGCAUGUUUUCCCAGCUUUCUCAAUCCUCUCUUGAUGAAGGUCUCACAAAUGAUCAGAGAGUAAGUUCUCAAGAACGUGAAAACGCUAUGAAGAAGGUGCCUUGCCUACCCCAACUUAGUUAUACACGAGAAGAGAGUCAAAUGCCAAUUUCAAGAUCUUCCACCAAUUUAACACACAAAUGGAAUCCUACUUCUGCUCCUGAUCGGAAAUGUCAGAUUAGCGAAGAACUUGAACGCAGAAUUGGGAUGAUGGAAACUUCAUUAAAUAGGUUCGGAAUGAUACUGGAUUCUGUUCAGAGUGAUCUCAUGCAAGUGAAUAGAGGAACCAAAGAAGUAAUGUUGGAGGUGGAAGGAAUUUCCCAAAAGAUGGUUCUUCAAAGCACUUCAUUGCAGCAACUAAUGAAUAAGGGAAAUGAAGAUAUCAAAGCUAGCCUUGAUGGGUGUCUGAAAUCUUUGUCCGAUCAAUUUGGGAAGGCAUAUGAAGAGAAGUUUAAAGAGAUUUUGUUGGUGUUUUCAACCUUACCAGUGCAAACAGAAGCAUCUCUGCUGAAAUUACAAAACAAACUUUGCAUCUUCCUGGACGAAAAACUGCAGGCAGUGGCCUCCAGCAGCUUGAAGAGCCCUAAUCAGAAGUGUGAAUUGGCCAAAAUUCUUUCACAAAAGGCAAUGGCUGCAAACUUGAAGAGUCUCAAUAGAAAAGGUCAAAUGGCCACUGUCGCUUCUCAAAAGGUUCUUGCACGUCGUGCUACUUCGCAGAGAAAGCCAAGACCCUCUAAGAAUCCAAUUGUGCCACCAGAGGUCUCUGUGCAAGCAAUUCAAGUUCCAAAGGUAGAAAUGGGAGGUUGGAAGUCUGUAAAAAAGCCUAUGAAAGAGAAUGUCUCCAACAAGGAUCACAAAGAGAAAGAAGUUUCUUCAUCCACAGAGGCAAAAGAAAGUAGAAUCAUCAUUGAUUCAGAUGAGGAGAUUGAUGGAGGCUUUUCCUGCUUGAUUAACGAGAAAGGAACAGACAAAGGAGACGAGUUGAUACAGGAUGUGAAGGAAGAGACUGACCGGCUUUUGAGAAAAGCAAGGAGGAAAAAGAGAAAAUACAACAAUCCUGUAAUUAUUGAUUGAGGGUACAUAAAAUUAUGCCUUUUGCUAAGUGGACUUUCUACCCAGUUGUUAUAGAUCUAAAAGUUUUUACCUUGCCUAAGCGGCAACCACAUUUUUUUUCCAUGUGUUACUUACAACUACUCUCUGAUGUUCUGAAACGACGUCCCGCUAUGAACUUUCAAAUUUAUUGGUUUCCUCUGCUAACCGUGCAACUGCAGAUGCAGGAUUACUCCUCCCUGGGAUUAUGAUCAACCAUCAUUCUUUUUUAAGCCUACAUUGUGUUUGCACGAUAGCGGCAGAGUUAUGAAUUUAAUCAGUCUCGGCUCAUCCCUUUACCACAUGCAUACAUGCAUAUUUUGUAAAGUUCUUUUCUUCUUUCUAUUUUUGCCCGCUUGGUAGAAUCUUGUAUCAGAGAUUAUAUAUGUGAUGCAGUUCAUUUGUUGUAUUCAGCAUUUGGGCCAUUCGAGAUCCACAACAAGCCCAUCUCAUAUGGGCUUUCUGGAUCCCGUUUGAUGUUAAUUAAAGCCCGAAAGUAAAUAACUACUUACCAAUUUAUUCCUUUUCCCCCUCGCCCUACCAAAAACAGGAAAAAUAUGAAAUCAGAUUUUUGCUCUUGAA
Mangifera indica (mango) is the source of this 2009-nucleotide messenger RNA. Its product is annotated as putative recombination initiation defects 3. Gene Ontology annotation, cellular component: nucleus. The transcript has 12 exons. The record is from RefSeq and is a predicted model, not a curated record. Bases 141 to 1412 code for a protein of 423 amino acids. Gene Ontology annotation, biological process: meiotic DNA double-strand break formation; chromosome organization involved in meiotic cell cycle; embryo sac development. Lineage: Eukaryota; Viridiplantae; Streptophyta; Magnoliopsida; Sapindales; Anacardiaceae.